CCGAUGUAUAUAAACCCGUGGAAUCUCAGUUCAAACCAUCAGUCUUUGUCUUCAUACAAAAACAUUCAAUAAAAAAUGGCUUGCAAGUUUUUCAUUAUUUUGGCUAUUGCCACUAUUGCUAAAGGAUCAAUUGUGCCAGUUGCACCAGUUGUUCAAGCUUCACCAGUUGUUCUUGCUAAAACUGUUGAAGUUGAAGAGAAUGAUCCACAUCCUCAAUACGCAUACAGCUAUGAUGUAGCUGAUUCCUUGACUGGUGACUACAAAAAUCAACAAGAGAGCCGAGAUGGAGAUAUUGUCUCAGGAAGUUAUAGUUUUAUCGAAGCUGAUGGUACUCGUCGAGUUGUCCAGUACACAUCAGACAGUAUCAAUGGUUUUAAUGCAGUUGUACGCAAUGAAGCACUUACAGCAAUUGCUCCAAUUGGAGUUGCUCCAGUUGCACCAGCAGUUGCUUCAGUUGGUCCAGUUGCACCAGCAGUUCCUGAAUUUGGACCAGAUUCUGAUGUAGAAAUUCUUGAAGCACGAUCUGAACCAAUUCGUAAAUCUUCAGAUAAACAAAAAUUAAGAUUACAAGCUAAACCAUUAGCAGUACCAGCAGUACCAGCAGUUCCAGUAUCAGCACCAAUAACAAGUCCACUUCCAGCUGUUGCUGCUAUUCCAACUGCUCGUUAUAUUGCCAGACCUGCUGUCAGCUUCAACUACCCUGCUUAUUCAGCUGCAUACAAUCUUCCUGUUGCUAGACUUGCAUACAGUCCAGCUGCUGCUGCUUAUUACCGAACUUAUUAAAUUUUAUUGGCACCCUAUUAUCCUGUAAAUAUAAUCAAAUGAUUCUAUUAUUGUUUUUCAUUGAAUAAAUUUUAUUUUAAGCUACAUACUUUA
Messenger RNA from Aphidius gifuensis, 876 nucleotides. RefSeq names its product cuticle protein 19.8-like. The transcript is spliced from 4 exons. The record is from RefSeq and is a predicted model, not a curated record. Gene Ontology annotation, cellular component: extracellular matrix. Lineage: Eukaryota; Metazoa; Arthropoda; Insecta; Hymenoptera; Braconidae. The coding region runs from base 76 to 783 and encodes 235 amino acids.